CACUGCAUGGACCUUCUUCUUAUAAUUUACCCGCAGGGUCCUUGCAUUUUACCGAUUCCUCGUCUCUUCGAUUGUAAACAUUUCUUUCAACCAUCAUGGAUUUCGCAACAUACGCAUCUCCAUACCCCGACUCCUCCCCCGCCUACUCCGAAUCUUCAUCAACACCACGUACUCCAUCUCCUCAGUCCGUUGACCUCCUCGUUCCUCACAACUUCAAACAUCCGAUCCCCACCGUCCCAACCAUAUUCCAGGAAGACUCAUAUCUUCCAUCAGACGCAGGAUCAAUGAUCCAAAACGACUCUUGGGUAUCUCAAUCAAACUACAACUACCCUCCACCACAAGCUUCACUUCUCCGCGAGUUGUACGAGCCAGAACACCCAGAACAAUACCAGAAUGAAGUCUACAUUGACGAUCACGCGCACUACAAUGAAUGGCAACACCAGCAGCAACAACAGCAGCAACAGCAACAGCAAAUGCACUUGCGCCAGUCCGAUCAUCCUACUUUCCGUCGCGCCACCUUCCCUUACGUCAGACAUGACAUUCACCCCCAUCAUAUACCUCACCACCCCCAAUUUUAUGAUCAAUACCCCUCCAUGUACAAUGAGCCGCUUUCACUCUCCCCAGAUCCAUCUGAUUCCCGUCACCCCCACGAUCCCCAGUCCAUUAAACUCGAGGACACACCCCUCAUAGUUCCUUCACAGCUGGGCUUCGCUGCACAUCCCCUUCACGGGCAUCACCACCCUGGUUUCCUCCCUUCGGGAGCUGGUGGUUCAGUCCCCAUCCAACACACAGAUGAUGCUGCUAGCAAAGAGACUCAGUACCUCAGGCGCCGUUGCUUCAAUUGUCAUACCACAGAGCCGCCUUCAUGGCGUCGCUCCACUCUCAAUCCUGGAAAGAUUGUCUGCAAUAAAUGUGGUCUUUAUGAGCGUACCCACUUGCGUCCCCGACCCCUCCGCUUUGAUGAGCUCAGGGCAGGUGGAAAGACGCGUAAACCUGGCGAGAAAAAACUUCAAAAACCCGCUCCUGUAGCUGGCUCCCCUCAGAUCAAGAAGGAGCCGCGAGAGUUCGGUCUUGCAAGGCGUAGCUCCGUUUCGAGUACCGCAUCAAGUGGUGGCGCUGUCAGCGACUGGGAUGAUAAUGUCUCUGUGUAUUCAUCACAGCCUCCUACCCCUGGCUCUAUCUCCGGCCCCCCUUCGAGCUAUUCAUCGCCUUCCAUCGCAACGUUCCCUAUUCCUCGCAGCUCUCAGAGCCCGCCCAUCGAUGCCGGCCCACAGGGUCCAAUUCGGCUCCCUAACGCCCCGUUGUCGGACAUAGCGUCUCUUCAGCAACAGGCGCCAAGGAAGGCAGCAACUGUUCCAAGUUACUUCCCACAGCCCCCAGUCUCAUACCAGGGACAGGAGAUGCUGCGUCGGGGGUCGAUGCCUGGGCUCUGCGAGCAACCACGCCGGGUGCAGUUUGCUUCGCCACAAAUGCCACCGCAGUCACUUGCGCCCCUGCAGGGUCCUACGUCUGAAGCGCCCGCUGAAAAGUCGCCGCAGGUCACGCACAUGCAGAUUUCGUCACCUCAAAUGAUGACCUCAUCGCCUGUACCCGCAGCAGCAGAGCCCCCGUCAUCCUGAGCGACACGUGUUUUCAUGCCUCGACAUCACGCUCGUUUGGAUCUUGGUAUUUAUUCAGUUUUACAAUUCGCACCAUCCCCCGAUCUUGAGCUGCUCGAUUUCACGACCUUAUUUAAUUAUUCACCUCGUCGCAAAAACGGCGACGACAAAGACGCGGGCAAAACGGUAUCUAUAUUCCGACAUAUAUCCUGUAUCCUACAUUUCCGGCCUCGCAUCCAACUCUGUCGACUAUGUCUAUAUUGCGCAUAUACAUAUCGCCCCGUAAACCAUACCCUGCCAGCCAUACUCGCGCUCUGUAUGUCGUCUCGAUGAUAGAUACCCAAUACGAAUGAUCGCCGAAUAUGCAACGGAAGAAGAAAGGGGAAAGUGUACUUGUAUAACGCCAUUGUUAGUUAGUAUACCUACUUAGAACCUUUUUUUUCGAAUUUCAGACGCAGGAACAUGAAUUUUUUUUGUUGUGCAUUGGUGGCGC
Suillus clintonianus is the source of this 2091-nucleotide messenger RNA. RefSeq lists its product as uncharacterized. Gene Ontology annotation, molecular function: sequence-specific DNA binding; zinc ion binding. NCBI's taxonomy places the organism in Eukaryota, Fungi, Basidiomycota, Agaricomycetes, Boletales, Suillaceae. The record is from RefSeq and is a predicted model, not a curated record. Gene Ontology annotation, biological process: regulation of DNA-templated transcription. The coding region runs from base 96 to 1619 and encodes 507 amino acids. The transcript has 2 exons.